AUGCCCCGUGGCCGCACCCGACCACUUGCCCAGAGCUCUGGGGGCUCCUCUGUCUCUCAACAACCUGGGGAAAACGAACCCAAAGAAGUCGAAUUUUCCCCCUUAACCGAUCAGCAGGAGUUAGAAAAGGCCCAGAGAAUUGCAGCAAAUUCAGUCAGUGAAAGCUACAAAUCGUAUGAAACCCCUGAGCUUUCAAAACAAAAAGACAAGUCUGGCCGGUUCAUGAUUGCUUAUCCCUGCAAAAUGUGUGGCACAAAGAUCAGCCGACCAACAUCCGACUCAUCCUGUAGCAACCUAUUGAAACAUGCAUCAAAUUGCUUGCGCAAGCAACAAGAAAACAAAAAAAACCAAUCGUUGGCUGCACUCGGGAUCACAGGGACAGGAGACAUUGAUCCAAAAGAAGUUCCACAGCUAUGUGCUGUAUGGUGCGCAGAAGCGGCUCGGCCCUUUUCCGCACUUGCUGACCAUAGCCAUAAAUCUCUGCUCCACCCGGUUGUUCUCAAGAAUUUACCCACAAGCAAAGCGGUGUCAAAAGACAUCCACUUACUUUACUCCGCUAUCCAAGGGGAAUACAGGUCUGUUUUACAGGCACACAAAGGUGCGUUAUACCUUGGUGUUGAUGCUUGGCAGUCCCCAAACGGUUUCGAUAUCCUGGGGGUGGUAAUUUACCGAUUAAAAGUCAUAGAAGAGACUGGCGAUUUUGAACUCGAGUCUAUGCCGCUUGACUUUGUCCAACUUUUGCAAAGGCACACCGGCGACUACUUGGCGCAUGUUGUCCGAUUGGUGGUCGAAAAGUUUGGGAUUCAAGAUCGUAUCUGUGGAAUUGUAAGCGAUAAUGCAUCAAACAAUGAAGUGAUGAUUAAAGAGCUCAAGAGGCUCAAGUGGCCCCGCUUCCAGGGUGAGACCCAUUGGAUACGAUGUUUUUCUCACAUCCUGAACUUGAUAGCCCAGGGAAUCCUGCGACCUUUCGGCACUCAGAAGAAGAGGGGCACCGGAAAUGAUCGGUCUACAUCUAUUGACGAUGAGGAAACUAGCUUGGAGGAAGACAAUCCUGAUGCCCAAAUCAAACUGCUCUCCCCUGACGAAGAUGUCAUCUCACAUCACGAUGAUGAUUCAAGUGAGGGUCAUUCGACUGAUGACGAAGUCAUUGACGAUUCAGAAUCACUCAACGAGUCGGAUAUUGAAAAUGGUAGUGAAGAAGAUGAAGGUGAUCGCUACACAAGUGAAUUGUGCAAACACACUUUGGGCAAAUUUCGUCUGAUUGCAAAGAAAUUAAGAUACUCUCCCAACUCCAAAGCUGAAUUCAUUGAGUUAUGCCGGGAGAAAGGGUGCCAGACUCCACAUAGCAUUGAAAGAGAUGUUCGUACGCGUUGGAAUUCGACAAAUGCUCAGCUCAAGAGCAUAAUAAGGUGUAAACCCGCAAUUCUUGAAUGGCAGAGACUUAAACGGUAUGGUCUUGACCGUAAGCAUUACGUAGACGAGUCAGACUUUGACUUGGCACGAGAUUUGGUGGACAUCCUCAACUUGUUCCAUGAGGUAACAUUACAAGUAUCGACUGCAGGCUCUGCUUGUUUGGCCAAUAUUGUAGUCUUCAUCGACCAGAUCACCGAACAUCUAGCAACGGCUGUCGUGGACACCAAGUAUCCUCCAGCUCUCAGAAACGCUUGUCGGGUUGGAUUGAAGAUUACAAAUAAGUAUUACAGUUUGACCGAUUCAUCUCCUCUUUACAGGAUUGCAAUCUUGCUGCACCCGUCAUUUCGCGAUGAGUACUUCAAGCUGGCUAAAUGGGAACCCAAAUGGAUUUCUGAAGCCAUUCGACUUGCUCGGGAAAUGUGGGUAUCUCAUUACAAGCCGCGGCCGAUCACUGCUCCCUCUGCUACACCAACUCCAAUCUCCAGGCCAGCAACAGGCAUGCUUGCUGGCCUCAGCAAUGCAGCAGCGGCCCGAGGCGGAAAUAGCCACUCCGAUGCGUUGGAUGUCUGGUUAGCAGGAGGACUCAUCCUGAACGGUAAUGAACCGGUGAAUCCCCUAAAGUGGUGGAUCCAGCAGAAGCGAGCUGGAAAUACCCAUGGCGGUCUGGUACAUAUGGCGCUUGAUGUUCUGGGAUGUCCAGGUGUGUGA
Puccinia graminis f. sp. tritici CRL 75-36-700-3 is the source of this 2121-nucleotide messenger RNA. RefSeq lists its product as uncharacterized. The transcript has 11 exons. The record is from RefSeq and is a predicted model, not a curated record. Bases 1 to 2121 code for a protein of 706 amino acids. Gene Ontology annotation, biological process: regulation of transcription by RNA polymerase II. Gene Ontology annotation, cellular component: nucleus. Lineage: Eukaryota; Fungi; Basidiomycota; Pucciniomycetes; Pucciniales; Pucciniaceae.